This is a messenger RNA of Scatophagus argus, 3666 nucleotides long. It is a transcript of the gene hmmr, whose product is annotated as hyaluronan-mediated motility receptor (RHAMM). NCBI's taxonomy places the organism in Eukaryota, Metazoa, Chordata, Actinopteri, Scatophagidae. Bases 134 to 3241 code for a protein of 1035 amino acids. Gene Ontology annotation, molecular function: hyaluronic acid binding. Gene Ontology annotation, cellular component: membrane. The transcript is spliced from 20 exons. The record is from RefSeq and is a predicted model, not a curated record.
CACGUAAACGUACGAAUGACGUUAUUUUGAAAUUUCAGCGGUGAAGCGUUUGUUAUGUUACGGGAGGGAGUUGCACUGUAACCUUAUCGUUACGGUUGGAAAUCUAAAAUUAGUGACGUGCCGUGUAUUAGAAAUGUCUUUUUCAAGAGCCCCGUUGAAAAGGUUCAACGACAACGUAGGUUGUGCCCCUCCGCCGGGGUCCUAUGAGAUUAAGCCCGAGGAUCCGAAGGGAGCAGCUUCCUUCGAGAAAUCUGACCGAUUCAGACCUGUUAAAGCAGCCGCUCUGCCACCGCCAUCGCCCUCCAGAAAUGCCCUUGUGUCGCCUGUCCGUAGGAGUUUGUCGGUUGAUGGCCUUGUUGAAGGGUCAAAUGUAAAGAAAGAGAAGAAUGGCAUGACAAUGGAAAGGAAGCAGCAGAAACUGUUGGAGAAAGAGAUAAGGUCCCUGAUUCAGCAGCGAGGGGAGCAGGACCGACAAUUGCUGGUUCUGGAAGAGGACCUGAAAAAGGUGGAGGCCAAGCUGCUGGCUGCAGUCAGGGAAAAGACAGGACUUGCUGCCAAUGUUACCACCCUUGAACGACAGCGGGUUGAGCUCAAAAGGGUCAAUGAGUUCCUGAAGAACAAGGUUUCUGCUGACACUACAAAAAAAAGAAUCAAUUCUCUCACAAUGGAGCUGAUGGAGGCCAGGAACACUUUGGAUGUUAAAAACAAGGAGUUAAGUGUCCUGCAGAUUAACACUGAAGGCCAACUGAAAGUGCUAGAAACUGACCUCCAAGCUGCCAGGGCUACUGUCACUGCUCUAAAGGAUAGGAACAAAGACUUGGUGGACCUUCAUCAAGUGACCAGAACUCACAAUGAAGAGUUGGAGCUUGAGAAUGCCAAAUUGCACGCUGUGAUACUGGAAUUGAGGGAGGAGAUCAAAGUUGUGCAGGGAUACCUGGAUGCAGCCAAUGAACAGAUCCAAGAUCUCCGCUUGAAGCUCAGAGAGAAGACGCAAGAGGACACUGUUGCAGAUUCUCAAGUUCUGGAGAAAAUAAAGCAACUGGAGACUGAACUAGAGCAGCGCACUACUGAGCUAGAAAGUGCUGAAGAUGUGCUAAGACAAAAAGAAGAAUCAGCUCAGAAAUUCCAGAAAGAACUUCAGGCAUCAAAGGAUGCUUUAGUGGAGAUGGAGAAGAGGUUAGAGCACCAAGAGCUGGAGCUUAUGUCCUCACAAAAGUCAGCAAGUAACACAGAGGAGCAAAUAAGGAAGGCCAACCAAAAAUUUCAAGACUCUCAGGCAACCGUUCGACAGCAGGAGGCUGAACUUGCUAGACUAAGGGAGGUGCUCAGAAGGACGGAGAAGGAGCUGGAUGAGAGAGUGGCGCAUCUUGAACAGAGGUAUCUGUUCUCUGAGGAAGAGAGAAGCAAGACUCAGGAGGAGGGGCUGAGGAGGGUGGAGGAGCUGAAGACGGAGCUCAUCCUGCUAAAGGAGGCUAAAAGAGAUGAGAAAAAGAGACAGAUUCAGCUCGAGCAAGAACAUGCUGCUCUUACAGAGGAACUGACGAGAGAAAAGGCACUCGUGGACUCCCUGUCUGUGCUGGUGGAACAGGAGAGAGAGGAGUCUGAAGACCAGUUGAGAAAGCUGAAGGAGGAGAUGGAGGAGGUCCUGGGAGAGCUUGCUCUCCUGGAGGAUCAGGAGCACAGGAAGCAGGAGGAGGCAGAGAAGAGUCAGGAGGCUAUCCAGAGGCUGCAGGAGGAAAACAACGAGCUGGAAAGACAGCUGAAUAAUACCAGGGGUCUACUUGAGAGUAAGAGCAAUUAUAUGGCAGCUUUGAAAGAGGAGCAUUUAGCAGCCAUGAAAGAACUUCAAGAGGCACAUGCAGAAUCACUGAGCAAGAUGGCAGACAUUGUUAAAGAGCUGGAAAGCACCAAAGAGGCUCUGAAUGAAGCAGAGGGGAGACAAAAAUCACUGGAAGCAGAGGUAGAGAGAGUGACCCAGCAGGUGAAGGAAGAGACGGACAAAGUGGUUGAACAGAAAGAGGAGGAAAUCAGUAGUUUGAAGGAGGGGUUACAGGAGCACCAGGAGAGACAGUCAGCUGAAGUGAAAGCCGGGGAGGAAAUUUCAAGAAAGUUGUUGGAGGUGAAGAUUUGCCUUGCAAAGAAAGAGGAAGAGAUGAAGGCCAUGGAGGCGAGCCACACUGUCCUGAUCCAUCAGCUACAGCAGGAGCUACAUCAGACACUGGGGCAACUAGAGGAACAGAGAGGUCAGAGUAUUGCUCAGCUUCAAAAUGAAAAGGAAAAAGCACAGGAACUGCUAAAGGAGGUCAGCCAGGAAAAAAAGGAAAUAAUAGAACAGUUCCAGAAAGAAAGAGAAGAGAGAGUUAAAAUUCAGACAGCCCUCCAGGAGGAAAGGGGAGCAUUAGAGAUGGAAAGGAAAGACCACCAGCAGGCCAGGUCAGAGGUGCUCAGACUACAGACUGACCUUGAAAGAACAGACAAGGAAAACAAGAGUCUUCUGUGUCAAGUAGAACUCAAAGACCAGUCCAGGCUUACUCUUGAAAAUCAGCUUAACAUGGCGGAGCAGGAAAAAAAUCUGCUUCAAUCUCGCCUGGAUGAUAUUGAACAAAGGGGGUUCAGCUUCCAGACCCAAUUAGACCUUGUUGAGGAGAAGAUGCAGGCCAUGCAGUCCGAGUUGGAAGAGCAACGGAAAGACCGACGGGCUCUGCAGGAGCAGGUAGAAGUACUGACUCAGGAAAAGGUUACACUACAGUGGGAAUUGGAGGAGCAGCGACAUGAACUCCAGAGACAAAUAACUGAAGCACAGGAGAAAAGCUCCCCAAGCUCUGAGUCAGAACACUGGAGGAAACAAUAUGAGGAGCUGUUUGCAAAAGUUGGGCCCUUCCAGGAGCAGCUCAAUGCGUUCGCAGCAGAGCGAAAUGCACUACUCAAUGAAAAUGGAGCAAACCAGGAGGAGUUAAACAAGCUGUCUGAUGCUUACGCUCGUCUGCUGGGCCACCAGAACCAGAAGCAGAAGAUCAAACACGUGAUGAAGCUGAAAGAUGAGAAUAUUUCCCUAAAACAGGAGAUAUCUAAGCUUCGGACUCAGGUGAACCGGCAGAAGAGUGAUCUGGAGCAGCUCAAGUCAAAACUCCCCGGUGCACCUCGCCGCAGGUUUGAUCCCAGCAAAGCUUUCCAACAUGACAAGGAGAACAGGCAAACUGAAACGAGUGAACCUCUUAAAGACGGAAAUCACUAUGUGUAAUGGAGCUCUUCUGCCAGACAAGAACCGACAACUAGUUGGCUGCCAAGUUUAAUUUAUAUGGUCUGAGCUUAGUUUUGCAGCCUUUUGUGUCAAAUUGUUACAUAGAGCAUGAGGAUUUAUGCCAUCUGUUUUUGAUUUUAAAAAGCAAUGCUGGGAGCAGAUUGUGUAGCAUGUGUGUGUGUGAGAGAGAGAAAGAGUGACAAUAAUGAGGAAAUAGAUAAACGCAAUCCAGAGAACAAAAGUCAUAGUCAGCGUAAAAAUGUGAUAUGAUGCUUUUUAUUGUUUAAUGUGUUUUGGAAUUUUACCUGUGUGACUUCCUUUGCAAUUCUUAGGAUAGCACAACCAGCAACUAUUUCUUUCAAAACAGCUCUUAAUGAAACUUUCUUCUUUGUAAAUAAGCAAAUAAACACUCUUCUUAAACAAAA